GGCGGCCCCGGCUCCUGUGUCCCCUGCGCAGAGCCCCUUCCGCGGGGGGUGCGGCUGGCCGGGGUCGCCCCCCGUGCUGCCCGGUCUCUCGCGGCCUUGGUCCCGCCUCACGUCAUGGCCCGAACAGGAGUUAACGAGUUUGAUGCCAAAGCCGCUGAGGAAGCUGUUGGAACGGUGAAUGGAACAAUGCGAAGUGAAGGAUCGCAGUAGACAGUUAUCUCGAGUCUUGAGAUCAAUUUUUUCUGGCAUGGAGUUGGGGGAUCAUGAACAGCCCGUUGUUAUGAGAGAUGAAAACAAACGAAGGAGAAGAAGAAUGAAACCUCAUUGUACAUCAAGUAGUUUUUCAUCCAUGGAACUGAUACCCAUUGAGUUCAUUUUACCUACAAGCAAUAAACAUACUAAAGCACCAGAAAUUAUGUUACUUGAAAUAGCUGGCAACUGCACGGUGGAGCAAAUGAAGGCACAGGUUUGGAUGCGUGCAAUAGAGACGAGUCAAACCACAGACUUCUACCAUUCAUUCACCCCAGAUCAGUUUAUUCUGCAGUAUCAGAAGAAAGGACAAUGGUAUGAAAUUUAUGAUAAACAUCAAGUGUUACAGACAUUGGACUGCAUACUGUACUGGAAGGUGUUACAGAAGAAAGUAGGCAAGAUCUAUGUUGUCCAGAAACAAAAACCAUCAGAAGAAGUUCAGGAAUUUCAGCAGCAGCUUAAUGAUUUGAUUGGUUAUGAUGUCACUGAUGUAAGCAAUGUACAUGAUGAUGAAUUAGAAUUUACCCGGCGCAGAUUAGUCACUCCACGAAUGAUAGAGGUAGCCUGCAGAGAUCCUAAAUUAUAUGCAAUGCACCCAUGGACUACAUCUAAGCCACUCCCAGAAUAUUUAUUUAAAAAGAUCACUAAUAAUAAUAUUUUCAUAAUCAUACAUAGAGGAACGACUAGUCAGAAAAUUAAAGUGUCAAUAGAUGACACUCCAGAUAUGAUUCUCCACAGCUUUUUCACAAAAAUGGCAAAGAAAAAGUCUUUGAUGGACAUUCCGGAAGAUCAUAGUGAACUGGAUUUUGUUCUCAGGAUUUGUGGCAGAGAUGAGUACAUUACAGGAGAGACACCGAUCAAAGAUUUUCACUGGAUAAGACAGUGCCUUAAGAAUGGGGAAGAAAUCCACCUUGUCCUCGACAAUCCUCCAGACCCGAAUGAAGAUGAGGUUCAGAAGGAAGAAUGGCCCUUGGUGGAUGACUGUACAGGAGUUACAGGGUAUCAUGAGCAAUUGACAAUAGAUGGAAAAGAUCAUGAGAGAGUCUUCACUAUCUCUUUGUGGGAUUGCAAUAGGAAAUUUAGAGUGAAAAUAAUUGGCAUUGAUAUCCCAGUUUUACCAAGAAAUACUGAUCUUACUGUGUUUGUUGAGGCUAACAUUCAACAUGGGCAGCAGCUCCUUUCACAGAGAAGAACUUCGUCAAAGCCCUUUACUGAGGAGGUUCUGUGGAAUAUUUGGUUGGAGUUUGAUAUCAAAAUCAAGGAUUUGCCUAAAGGAGCACUCCUGAAUCUUCAGAUAUACUGUGGCAAAGCACAGGGACCAUCUGCAAAGACAAACCUUCAGUCACAUGAAUCCUCCAGUUCUGAUGCAAAAUGCAAAACCCAGCUUCUCUAUUAUGUAAAUCUUUUGUUGAUAGAUCACCGUUUCUUGCUACGAAGUGGGGAGUAUGUGCUCCACAUGUGGAAAAUUCCAGGUAAGGGGGAAGAACAAGGAAGUAUAAAUGCAGACAAACUCACAUCAGCAACUAACCCAGAUAAAGAAAACUCAAUGGCUAUCUCUAUUGUGCUGGACAAAUACUGUCACCCAAUUGCCUUGCCCAAGCACAGGAUAUCAUCAGACCCUCAGGGGGACAGGACCCGAGCUGAAAUGCCCAACCAGCUUCGCAAGCAACUUGAAGAGAUCAUAGCAACUGACCCACUUAAUCCACUUUCUCCUGAGGACAAAGAACUGUUGUGGCACUUUAGAUAUGAGAGCAUAAAGCACCCCAAGGCAUAUCCUAAGCUGCUUAGCUCUGUGAAAUGGGGACAACAAGAAAUAGUGGCCAAAACAUACCAGUUGCUAGCUAAAAAAGAGGCUUGGGAUCAGAGCACUUUAGACGUUGGACUCACAAUGCAACUUCUGGACUGUAACUUUUCAGAUGAAAAUGUCCGAGCAAUGGCAGUUCAAAAACUGGAAAGUUUAGAAGAUGAUGAUGUUCUUCAUUAUCUUUUGCAGCUUGUGCAGGCUGUGAAAUUUGAGCCGUAUCAUGACAGUGCAUUAGCCAGAUUUUUGCUGAAACGUGGUUUGAGAAACAAAAGAAUUGGUCACUUCUUGUUUUGGUUCUUAAGAAGCGAAAUUGCCCAGUCCAUGCACUACCAACAGAGGUUUGCAGUCAUCCUUGAAGCCUACCUUAGGGGCUGUGGAAAAGCAAUGCUGCACGAUUUCAUGAAGCAGGUUCAAGUAAUUGAAUUGCUGCAUAAAGUCACAAUGGAGAUUAAAUCAGUUUCUGCGGAAAAGUAUGAUGUUACUUCUCAAGUUAUUGCACAGCUGAGACAAAAGCUUGAAAAAUUACAGGGCAGUAAACUUCCAGAAAGUUUUAGAGUUCCAUAUGAUCCUGGGCUAAGAGCAGGAGCACUAGUGAUAGAAAAAUGUAAAGUAAUGGCAUCCAAGAAGAAACCCCUCUGGCUUGAAUUUAAAUGUGCAGAUCCAACAGCUCUGUCCAAUGAAACCAUAGGCAUCAUCUUCAAACACGGAGAUGACCUCCGUCAGGACAUGCUAAUUUUACAGAUUCUUCGAAUUAUGGAAUCCAUUUGGGAAGCAGAAUCCUUGGACCUCUGUUUGUUGCCAUAUGGUUGCAUUUCUACAGGGAACAAAAUAGGAAUGAUCGAAAUUGUGAAAGAUGCUACAACAAUUGCCAAAAUUCAACAGAGUACAGUUGGGAACACUGGUGCAUUUAAGGAUGAAAUAUUAAACCAGUGGCUCAAGGAAAGAUGCAUGAUUGAAGAGAAGUUUCAGGCAGCUGUGGAAAGAUUUGUUUAUUCAUGUGCUGGAUACUGUGUCGCAACCUUUGUACUUGGAAUAGGAGACAGGCACAAUGACAACAUCAUGAUUACAGAGACAGGUAACCUUUUCCAUAUUGAUUUUGGCCAUAUUCUUGGGAAUUAUAAAAGCUUCCUUGGAAUUAAUAAGGAGAGAGUUCCUUUUGUGCUGACUCCAGAUUUUCUGUAUGUCAUGGGAACUUCCGGAAAGAAGACAAGUCUCCAUUUCCACAAAUUUCAGGAUGUAUGUGUGAAGGCUUAUUUAGCUCUCCGACACCACACAAACCUGCUGAUCAUCCUGUUCUCCAUGAUGCUGAUGACUGGGAUGCCCCAAUUAACCAGCAAAGAAGAUAUUGAAUAUAUCAGGGAAGCACUGACAGUAGGGAAAAGUGAAGAAGAUGCCAAAAAGCAUUUUCUUGAUCAGAUAGAGGUUUGCAGAGAUAAGGGCUGGACGGUGCAGUUUAACUGGUUUUUGCAUCUUGUGCUUGGAAUCAAACAAGGAGUAGAAAAGCAUUCUGCUUAAUAUUUUAUGUAAAUUAACUGUGGGUGUGAAUAGGAGGUUAGUGAACCUACAUGUUAUUUCUGAAUUAUGAAUAAAUGAACAGUCAAAAUUGCCUUUACUCUUCUGGCAGCUUAAAUGGAUCUUGUAAAAAGGCAAGGACUUUACGCUGCCCCUCCAGAAGAUCUUCCAGCAGAUAAGUUUUUUUUUUUUCUUUUCUUCUUUAGCAAUAAUUUCAGAUAAAUAUAAGGAGGAGGUUGAAUAAGAUGAUAACCUACAAACCCCCUGUGACCUUAAAUUGUUUGUGAGGGUCAAGUCCUUCAAAACCAGAAGAAUUUAUAUAAAAUCUAUGGUUAUAGUGAAAUCUCUGGAGAAAAUCCCUAUGUGUCUCAGGAUGGUUUAGACAUAAGUGUUCUUCAUCUACAUCCUUCUCUGUUGUCCCUUCCUCAACAUUUUGUCCUUUCUGGAUUUUUCAUAUGUUGUCAGUAGAAAAGGGCUUUGGGUCUGCCACUGGGGGAAAUUGCCUUUCUGUUACUGUAACCUCCUGACACAGACAACCAAUCUUGACUGCCAGGAGAACUUCAUAGUUACUGGGAAGUUCCUCAGAUUUGAACAUGAAGUUCUGAAGGUUUAAUUUUCAAAGAUUUUUUUACUGUAAUUUUUAGUGGGUAACAUCCAUGUUAUAUUACAGAUUAUAUUCUUAGUGUAAAGUUAUUAAAAUUCCACCUGUAUAGGAAAAGCUUUGUAGAAAAAGCAAUGGUACUUCCUUAUCCCUCAGAGAAAACUCCUUAUCUAAAAGUAAUUGACACAUUACCAAAUAUCUGAAAAACCCAAAGUUAUUUAUUCCUUGGUGAUAUUUUCAGGAUAUACCUAGAAGGAAUUAAAUGUAAUCUUUGAAGUUGUGUAUAUUUUGCUAUUUAUUUUUAAAUUUCUGAAGAAACAAUACUACUGAAAAGCUAUUUAUGAAAGAAAAAAAUUCCCUUGUCUUUAAUUUCAAUAUUUAAACUUAAAAGAGUUAAAAAUGGACAGUGUUAAGUAGAAUUUUAACUCUCUACUGUAGAUUGCCUGCAAAUCAAGUCUGCCUGUGGUAGGAAAGGAAAAAGACAUAUAGCCUGUUUAGUCUUUGACUUGAAUUAUUAUGGUAUACUUCUUGCUAAUUGAUUGUUACCAAAGAGAGAAGAUGGCUUAUAAUAUUGCUUUUUUGCACUUGUGCCCAUGUAAUUUCUUCCUUCAUUGUAGUGUUACGUGGGCUUUACAUUACGUAUAAAUGAUUAACUGAAUUUUAAAAUUCUGUUAUCAUUUGCUUUGAUCAUUUCACAGAACUGUUAUGAUUUUAACUACUGCUACUACUGAGUGCAUUCUUGAAGGAUUUUUAAUAAAUGUACUGUAAUUGGUGUCUCAGUUAUGAGAUGUAGCCAAUCUAUUCUUGAAAUGUAGAUGUUUAAUUGUUUACUGUGCACAAGUAUUUUUGAUGUAAAUGGUAGACUCCAGUUAAGGAAAUCUCUAAGAUUAAAAUGUAGACUAUUUUGUUAUUCUGUUACAUUAUUAUUCUGUGCAAGAUAGGCUUUAGAUCAUACUAAAAUAUAAACUAAAUGGUGAAUAUUGUCUGUAAAAUGAUAUUUUUAGAUUUGUAUUUUAUAGAUCUGAAAUAAAU
Camarhynchus parvulus is the source of this 5198-nucleotide messenger RNA. RefSeq names its product phosphatidylinositol-4,5-bisphosphate 3-kinase catalytic subunit gamma (gene PIK3CG). Gene Ontology annotation, cellular component: phosphatidylinositol 3-kinase complex, class IA; phosphatidylinositol 3-kinase complex, class IB; cytoplasm. The record is from RefSeq and is a predicted model, not a curated record. Gene Ontology annotation, biological process: phosphatidylinositol-mediated signaling; phosphatidylinositol-3-phosphate biosynthetic process; cell migration. Bases 179 to 3568 code for a protein of 1129 amino acids. NCBI's taxonomy places the organism in Eukaryota, Metazoa, Chordata, Aves, Passeriformes, Thraupidae. The transcript is spliced from 11 exons. Gene Ontology annotation, molecular function: 1-phosphatidylinositol-3-kinase activity; 1-phosphatidylinositol-4-phosphate 3-kinase activity.